ACGAAAUAAAAUAAUUUUCGAAUUUAAUUCAUAAUUACACUGUCAGAUAUGUAUAACAGUUUGUUAAUUAAUGAUUUAACAUAUCUACAUGUUAGUAGAUGUUGUUGCAAUUGAUGGAUGAUUUGGUAGAACUGAAAUCAAGCAGAUUUCAAGAGCACUUUCAUAAUACUUCAAUGCUUUAGCACAAUCAUGUCGUGCAUGAUACACUACUGCCAUGUUAUUAUAUGUCGUUGCAAUUGAUGGAUGAUUUGGUGCUCAAAUUCGAAUAAUUUUCAAAAUUCUUAGUUGUUUCUUAGGAAUACGAAAAACGAAGACACAUUCUCUUCGUGUCGAGAUUUCGUUUUCAAAUCAGUUCUUUCUCUUCUUCUUUUCGAGAAAACUCAAAAUCUCUCUGUCUUUUUCAUCGCUCACACUCGCAGAAGGAAUAAGACCAAAAGAAUAAGAAAAAGGAAUCAAAUGUAAAAUACACAGAUACCAAACGCAAACAUUGAGUGUUCGUUCACUUUAGUUUAUCUCGUGUUACUGUUCAAGGUUUGCAUUAACUUUGUCUUUGCAUUAACGGCCAUCUUCCAAAUGGACACCGCCCAAAACGGAAAAACGGUUUUGUUUGAUUUUAAAUCUCCGUCAAUUUAUCAAUAAACAGCUGAAAAAAAAGUAUUGAUAACGAAUAUAAAGUUAAUACUAGAGAAAAACCCCGUCAAUUCCGCCGCAACUAUCUGCGGUCAUUCAAAAUGUUGGCUUCAAUAUCGAUAUUGAUGAAUUUAGUGAAAAUGUAAAAGAAUUAUAUCCAGAAAUUGUCAAUUUAGUUCGAUUAAAAGAUCGUACACAACGCGAUUUAAAACUGAUAAAAGCCGAAUUUAAUUCAGUGACUGCUCGCAAUGCAGUAUUACAAGCCAAGGAUAUGACAGUGAAUUAUAUGCGAUUUCAAGUAGUAGAAUAUCUAGCACUGGCUCGUGUCCUAGUCUGUUCUCGCUGUAUGGGUAUAGGACAUUUCCAGAAAAAUUGCCCUCAAAAAGAUCAGGUUACAUGUAAAACCUGUGGAGAAAAAUGUGAUGAUAUUAAAGAUCAUGCUUGUUCUGGUAUAGCCAAAUGUAUUCAUUGUCAACAAGACCAUUGGUCAAAUGCGACUAAAUGUCCUAUCAUCAAAGACUAUCGAGCAGCGCUUACGAAAACGUUAGUUGCUCACCACAGUCCGGCUGUGAAUGAAAUACCGUACAAUAUGAACAUUAUGAAUUUUCCUACACUUCCAUCUAAUGAUAGUCGCAAUGCAGUGGCACCUACUGCCCCGUGGGCACCACAACCACAAAUGCAAGGUAUAACAUUUGAUCUACAGACGGAUAUGAUGGCUGGUCUAAUCAAACAUAUCUCAGACGAAGCGAAUAAAACACGCGAAUGUCAUGAAAAGUUUAUGCAAGAAAUGAUCAGGAGAGAUGAAGAGCAAAAACAGAAAAUUAAAGUACUGGAAGAUCGUAUCGAAAAAUCAGAGAGAGAAUUUGCAACGUUACAUGAAGACCAGAAAUCGAAAGUCAAAAAAUUAGAAGAUCGUGUCGAACAAUUACAACAAAAGAAUAAACAAUUGGUGGAGAAUUGUAAUAUAGAACUUCAUGAAAUUACGGGUAGUCUGGUCGAUCUAGGACACAAAGAUGGGGAAAAUGCGGAACAUCUGCUUGAUUGGGCAGUUAGUCAAUCACUUGCAGCAAUCACACCAAAUUGUCCUACUUCUUUAAGAUCAGACCGUGAAAUUGACUACGCGCUAGUUACUGGUGUACAAUUGACAGUGCAAGCGUAUACUGGUAAUACGACAAGUGAUCAUAAACCAAUAUUUGGUGUACUAGCUUAUGAAAAUACAAAAAAUAGCACUGAAUGUCUAACGUACUGGAAAGUAUUCUACUUUUUCCUAUCGUACACGCAUGUUUAUUGGGAAACAAGGUGGGCAGAUAAAAAAUUUAAUGAAAAUUAUGAUAAACUAAAUCAAUUUCUUGUUCUAUUAGUUGAACGAUGUACGAAAUAUUUUCCAAUUGAAAUGGCCCGUGGCGCCAUACCCAAAGAAUUACGCAAAAUGCUCUCCUACAGUCGUGCUCUUGGUUUUCAAGCAAAGAGAACAGGUGAUGAACGACUUAGUGUCGAAUCAACAAGAAUUAGAAAUGCAGUACGUAGUGAACUCAAACAAUUUAGACAAAGUCAAUUAGUAAAACAAUUAGCAGAAAGACAUAAACCUGGAAGAGGUUCAAUGAUGUUUUGGAAUAGAACAAAAAAACAUUUUUGA
Didymodactylos carnosus is the source of this 2266-nucleotide messenger RNA. The record is from the annotation of a GenBank genome assembly. NCBI's taxonomy places the organism in Eukaryota, Metazoa, Rotifera, Eurotatoria, Philodinida, Philodinidae.